ACUGCCUCUCUCCACAGCGAUGGCAGACCCUUUCUGUGCUGGCGGAGGCCGCCGGCUCCCAGGGCCCAGCAAGAGCGGGCGAGACGGUGGCCGGAACGAGCUUCGACUCUCUUCACUGCACGAGCCGCCAAGGCUGGGGAUGCCCGUGGCCCGCGGCGGGCAGACGCUCCCUGGCCAGGCCCCACUCUGCUUUGAGCCAGGAAGUGCCGCCAGCGACAGGACCGAAGGCAAGAAAAAGGGGCGUCCGAAAGCGGAGAACCAGUCGCUCAGGGACAUCCCGCUCUCCCUGGUCAACCAGUGGAAAGAUGAGUUCAAGGCGCACUCGAGGGUGAAGUGUCCAAACUCGGGGUGCUGGCUGGAGUUCCCCAGCAUCUACGGGCUCAAGUACCAUUACCAGCGGUGCCAAGGGGGCGCCAUCUCUGAGAGACUGACCUUCCCCUGCCCCUUCUGCGAGGCUGCCUUCACCUCCAAGACCCAGCUGGAGAAGCACCGGCUCUGGAACCACACGGACCGGCCCCUGCCCACCCCCAAGCCUGGGCCCGUCAGCCGGCCGGUUGCCAUCAGCCGGCCGGUCGGCGUCAGCAAGCCCAUCGGAGUGAGCAAACCAGUGGCUCUAGGCAAACCUGUGGGGGUCAGCAAGCCCAUUGGCAUCAGCAGGCCCGUGCCGGUCACCAAGUCUGGGCCGGUCAGCAGGCCCGUGACGGUCAGCAGGCCCGUGCCCGUCUCCAAGCCGGUAUCAGUGACGAAGCUCGUGACGGUCACGAAACACGUGCCGAUCACAAAGCCUGUGACGGUCAGCAGGCCCCUGGUGGUCAGCAAGCCGGUGACGGUCAGCAGGCCCCUGGCCGUGGGCAGGCACACCCCGCCCUGCAAGAUGGUGCUGCUGAGCAGGUCUGAGAACAAGGCCCCCCGCGCCGUGGGCAGGAGCGGCAGUAAGAAAAGGGCUGCGGACAGCCUGGACACCUGCCCCAUCCCGCCCAAGCAAGCAAGGCCAGAGAACGGGGGGUACGGCCCGUCGGCCCCUGGUCAGAGCUCAGCCCUCCUGCUGGGCGUGGGGGCCAGGCCCCUGGCCGGCAAGGAGGUGGCGCGGGCCACGGGCCCCGUCUCCCCGUCAGAGGAGGGCGCCGAGCGGACGAAGCACAGAAGGAAACAGAAGACACCCAAGAAGUUUACAGGAGAGCAGCCGUCCAUCUCCGGGACCUUCGGGCUCAAAGGCCUGGCCAAGGCGGAGGACAAGUCCCGUGCACACCGGGCCAAGAAGCAGGAGGGGCCCGGACCCGAGGACGUGCGGAAGAAGGUGGCCCCCGCCGGCACGGAGGCACCAGGCCCUGCGGCCCACCCCGCCCCAGGAGGCCCCGAGGAGCCCUGGCUGCAGGCCAUCCACGAGCGGGGCGAGGCCCUGUGCCCCACCUGCAAGGUGGUCACCCGGAAGACCCUGGCCGGGCUGCAGAAGCACAUGGAGGUGUGUCAGAAGCUGCAGGACGCGCUCAAGUGCCAGCACUGCCGGAAGCAGUUCAAGUCCAAGGCGGGCCUCAACUACCACACGAUGGCCGAGCACAGCGCCAAGCCCUCGGACCUCGAGGCCGCCGAGCUGAGUGAGCAGGAGGAGCGGGAGAGGCUGCGCAAAGUGCUGAAGCAGAUGGGGCGGCUGCGCUGCCCCCAGGAGGGCUGUGGGGCCGCCUUCUCCAGCCUCAUGGGCUACCAGUACCACCAGCGGCGCUGUGGCAAGCCGCCGUGCGAGGUGGACAGUCCCUCCUUCCCGUGCGCCCACUGCAGCAAGACCUACCGCUCCAAGGCCGGGCACGACUACCACAUGCGCUCGGAGCACGCUGCCCCGCCCCCUGAAGAGGCUGAGGACAAGCCCCCUGAAGGGGAGGACCUGUUGGGCGUGGAGCGGACCCCCAGCGGCCGCAUCCGCCGCACCUCGGCCCAGGUGGCCGUGUUCCACCUGCAGGAGAUCGCAGAGGACGAGCUUGCUCGGGACUGGACCAAGCGGCGGAUGAAGGAUGACCUGGUGCCCGAGACCGCCAGGCUGAACUACACCCGGCCGGGGCUCCCCACGCUCAGCCCCCAGCUGCUGGAGGCCUGGAAGAGCCAAGUCAAGGACCGAGGCCACGUGAACUGCCCCAAUGAUUGCUGCGAAGCCAUCUACUCCAGCGUGUCCGGCCUCAAGGCCCAUCUCGCCAGCUGCAGCAAGGGCGACCACCUGGUGGGGAAGUACUGCUGCCUGCUGUGCCCCAAGGAGUUCAGCUCGGAGAGCGGCGUCAAGUACCACAUCCUCAAGACGCACGCCGAGAACUGGUUCCGCACCUCCGCAGACCCUCCACCCAAAGCCCGGAGCCAGGAGGCACCGGCCGCCAGGAACGAGCAGGGCAGCCUGGCAGGUGGGCGGAAACGCGGGCGCAAGCCCAAGGAGCGGCCAGCCGAGGAGCCCCCCCCAAGACAACCCCCUCCCCAGGACGACUGGUCCCUGGGAGGCAGAGACAAGGGAGCUCGGGCCUCCACUGGCCGCAAAGUGGGAGCCGGCAGGGCACCCGAGAAGUGAGUGGGCAGGCGGGCC
Messenger RNA from Sorex fumeus (smoky shrew), 2560 nucleotides. RefSeq names its product zinc finger protein 512B (gene ZNF512B). The record is from RefSeq and is a predicted model, not a curated record. NCBI's taxonomy places the organism in Eukaryota, Metazoa, Chordata, Mammalia, Eulipotyphla, Soricidae. Gene Ontology annotation, molecular function: zinc ion binding.